Rotaria sp. Silwood2 is the source of this 888-nucleotide messenger RNA. The record is from the annotation of a GenBank genome assembly. NCBI's taxonomy places the organism in Eukaryota, Metazoa, Rotifera, Eurotatoria, Philodinida, Philodinidae.
AUGGGUAAAAGUGGUGGAGGAAAAACAUCAAUGCGUUCAAUUAUAUUUGCUAAUUAUAAUGCAAAAGAUACACGACGUCUUGGUGCUACAAUGGAUGUUGAACAAUCCUAUGUUCGUUUUCUUGGUAAUUUAAUAUUAAAUUUAUGGGAUUGUGGUGGUCAAGAAGCAUUUAUGGAAUGCUAUUUUGCAACACAAAAAGAUAAUAUAUUUAAAAAUGUUGAAGUUCUUAUUUAUGUAUUUGAUGUACAAAGUCAAGAAUUAGAUAAAGAUUUACAUUAUUAUCAAUCAUGUCUUGAAUCUAUUUUACAACAUUCAUGUAAUGCAAAAAUUUUUUGUCUUAUACAUAAAAUGGAUUUAAUACCAGAAGAUAUGCGUGCAACAGUAUUUGCUGAACGAGAAAAAAUUUUAAAUGAUAUAUCUAAACCAUUGCAAUGCUCUUGUUUUCGUACAUCUAUUUGGGAUGAAACACUUUAUAAGGCUUGGUCACAAAUUGUUUAUCAAUUAGUACCGAAUGUUAAAGGUUUAGAAAAAACAUUAGAGAAUUUUGCAGGAAUUAUUGAUGCUGAUGAAAUUCUUCUUUUUGAAAAAGCUACUUUUUUGGUUAUUUCACAUUGUACUCGUAAAGAACAUCAUGAUACACGUCGAUUUGAAAAAAUUAGUGAUAUCAUUAAACAAUUUAAAUUAUCUUGCAGUAAAUUAGCUGCAGCAUUUCAAUCAAUGGAAGUACGAAAUUCAACAUUUGCGUGUUUUAUUGAAUUAUGCACUCCAAAUACAUAUGUUAUGGUUGUGAUUAGUGAUCCAACUAUUUCUUCGGAAGUGACUUUAAUGAAUAUUCGCAAUGCUCGAAAAGUAUUUGAAAAACUUGAAAAAGAAGGUGCUCGAAAUUAA